UAUCGAAAUUUAAAUCUGUCAAGAGACCUGUCAAAAGACUAUUUUUUAGAUUGAAGCACCGUUUCUAAACGAAAACGAUGCAAAGAAACAUUGCUGCUGAUUAUCCUCCAUCUGUCGAAGACAAAUGUAAAGUUCUUCGUAAACCUAAUGCAGACGUCGAGGAUCGUUUGUUAGAAAAAUGUUAUGUGGAAAAAUAUAAAGGCGAUAGUAAACCAUUUUUGAUUAGAGACGCUUCUUACAUGUAUCCACGAGAUGUAGACUGCUCUACGAUGAAAGCUUCGUAUUUGAGUCCCAUUCAAAAUGAUAGAAGUGCUUUAGGAGUUAAAAAAUCACAGCUCCUGAAACAAUUUGAGGAAGAAGCGAGAAACGAGGUUCUCCAGGAAGUGGAUGCUCCUAUUCCUCCAGGGGAUUAUGUUACAGUUUAUAAUAGGUAUUUUAGAAAAGAUGGAUUUGAGCCAGAUGAUGAAUUCUAUACCAGAAAUGAAGAUCUGUAUAAAAAAUAUCCACUCUAUUCAUCUCCACCAACUACUUAUGCAUCAUUCAAAUUGAAGCAGAGCACUGGCGAUAAACCACAAGGAGUUACUCCAACUAUCUACAAUAAUCAUCCAUUCAGAAAGUGUGGACAAUUUUCUAAGCCCAUUCAGGAAGUACUAGAUCACAAUUUAUGGUGAAAUGAUAAAUUAAGCUGGAAUAAACAGCAACUGAAUGAUUAUAUUCUUUUUAUUUAGUAAGAUUGGCUAGCUGAGUUAAUUAAUUAAAUUCUAGAUUGAAAACUUCUUACAUACACACCUAUCAUGUAUUUUUAUGUAACGCUUAUCUUGGACACCAACGGAACGCGAGA
Diorhabda sublineata is the source of this 841-nucleotide messenger RNA. RefSeq lists its product as uncharacterized. Bases 78 to 671 code for a protein of 197 amino acids. The transcript is spliced from 2 exons. NCBI's taxonomy places the organism in Eukaryota, Metazoa, Arthropoda, Insecta, Coleoptera, Chrysomelidae. The record is from RefSeq and is a predicted model, not a curated record.